AUGGAUCGGCGACCACCGCGCCCCGACGACUACGACGAGGAGGAGCUAGGAGACGAAUCGGUGCAAGCAACGGGGUCAAAGACAAGGAGGCCGAUCCAUCCUCCAGCUUUCGAUCCGAUCCGAUCCGACGAUAUGGUAUGCGUCGCGUGCCUGCUGCCACUCUUCCUGAUCCCGGUGGUCAACGCCCUCCCUUACCUCAUCGACCUCGUCAUCAGCAAGGUGUAUCGGCUAUUUGGAUGGGAGUACCGGAGACCUGAAAGAGUCCCACCUGCUUGUCCUUACAAGCCUGCAGCUCAGAAGAACGGUGCAAGUGAAUCAAAACCCCUAGCCAAUCCACAUGGUGCUGCGGCAGAAGAUAAGAAAGAGGAAUAA
Miscanthus lutarioriparius is the source of this 372-nucleotide messenger RNA. The record is from the annotation of a GenBank genome assembly. NCBI's taxonomy places the organism in Eukaryota, Viridiplantae, Streptophyta, Magnoliopsida, Poales, Poaceae.